This is a messenger RNA of Sclerotinia borealis F-4128, 1800 nucleotides long. Lineage: Eukaryota; Fungi; Ascomycota; Leotiomycetes; Helotiales; Sclerotiniaceae. The record is from the annotation of a GenBank genome assembly.
AUGAGCAAAGUAUCCACCCCUCCAUCCGGUAGCAUCGACGCCAUGGAAAAGGUUGCUAUCCCAGAGCCAAUUGAACGUGCCGCAACACAUGAUAAAGUACAAGGUCACAGCAACUAUGACGAGAAAGAUGGUUUGCGAACUUAUGGAGAUGUGGAAGAUCAUAACCAUGAACCUAAAAUGACUGUUCGACGCUUCAUGAGUCUUGUAGCCAUGGCUUUUUUGUGGACUGGAUCGCAGAUUCCAGUUUAUAUUUUCGGUGCCAUUCCGCCCUAUAUUUAUUCCGAGAUCGGAGGUGUUGAUCGUUGGAUAUGGUUUGUCCUUGCAAAUCUCCUUUCUUUAGCGGGAGUGUGUCCAUUUGUUGGAAGUCUCUCUGAUAUUCUCGGGCGUCGAUAUGUCGCACUUCUGGGAGCAAUUUUCAUUAUCAUUGGCAUGAUUGUGUGUUCAACUGCUCAUACUAUGAAUGUAUUCAUUGGGGGAAUGGCUAUCGCGGGUAUUGGAGCCGGCAUUAAUGAAGCGAUCAAAAGGCGCAAGCUUACAUUAGCUAGACUCACUGCUUUAGCAGCAACCUCCGAGCUAGCACCUGUAUCAAAACGCGGAAAAUAUGUUGCCAUCCUCGUUUUCACCAUCAUUCCAUUCUGUCCCUCGGUGAUGUGGGGCCAACUCAUCGCCUCGCAUGGAGGGUGGCGUUGGUGCGGUCUGUUGUGCGGAAUAUGGGCCUUUAUAGGCUUUGCCCUGACUCUCACAUGCUAUUUCCCCCCUCCCCGGGUCAACUCCAUAGGUCUAUCUAACAGAGAAAUCAUACGACAAAUUGACUUUGUGGGAGGAUUCUUGAGCAUUCCAGGAAUGAUUUUAUUUAUGGCUGGCAUGCAAUGGGGUGGCUAUCAAUACAAGUGGACUUCAGCACAUGUCCUGGCACCUUUACUCCUAGGCGCCGCCUUGCUUGCUGCUUUCUGUUUGUGGGAGGUAUAUGGGACGAAGUAUCCUAUGUUUCCAGCUCGUUUGAAACAAGCACCUAGAAUUCUGGUCUUGACACUUGUCAUUACAUUUAUAUCUGGUGCUAAUUUCUUUAGCAUCAUUAUGUUCUGGCCGACCCAGGCUUUCAAUGUAUAUGGACAUAAUCCUGUUGGUGUGGGUGUUAGAGGAAUACCCGUUGGCUUCUCAAUUCUGGCUGGAGCUUGUAUAGUGCUGUGGUUACUAAGUGUGCUUCGGGGAAGAAACAAGGAAUUGAUGAUCGCAAGUUCAAUAUUGAUGACGGCUGGAUGUGGUGCGCUUGCAUGCGCCACUAGACACAACCUUUCCACACUUUGGGCUCUCCUCAUCAUCGCUGGGUUGGGAAUUGGUGGCAUCGUCGUGCCAGCUUCGAUAAUAACCACAAUCAUCUGCCCCGAUGACUUAAUCGCAACCAUUGCCGCCCUUACCCUCUCCAUCCGAGUAAUCGGUGGCAGUGUAGGCUAUUGUGUCUACUACAACAUUUUCGUAAGUAAAUUUGUUCCUGCUGCGACUCUGAACAUCGGAGGGGUUAUGGCUCGAGAACUCAAUAUCACAAACAAAACUCUUAUAGUAGAAGCCAUCCACUACACGGCCGCCUCUCUCUUACCAUUGCUCAAGACGAUUCCAGGUAUUGCUGGGAAUGAGACCGCGUAUCAGAUGGUGGUGAUCGCGGGACAAGAAGCGUAUGCUGAAAGUUAUGUCUAUGUGUACUAUGCAAGCACUACGUUUGGAGCUGUAAGUAUUCUGGCGGCUUGUUUUUUGGGUGAUAUCAAUGCGUAUAUGGACGAUCAUGUGGCGGUGAUAAUGUAG